Molecule: messenger RNA, 4364 nt
Organism: Myodes glareolus (Bank vole)
Lineage: Eukaryota; Metazoa; Chordata; Mammalia; Rodentia; Cricetidae
Biological process (GO): regulation of DNA-templated transcription
Molecular function (GO): RNA polymerase II cis-regulatory region sequence-specific DNA binding; DNA-binding transcription factor activity, RNA polymerase II-specific
Source: RefSeq, a predicted model, not a curated record
CCAGAACCUUUAGAUUGGUUGCCUGCCUAGGAGCUGCGGCGGAGAAUCUUGACCCAUUCCCAGGAACCGUAUUUUGUGCGCCCAGCUCAACCCGCGUGACGCGGAGAGCCGCGAGACUGAGGAAGUAGGGACGUGGGAGAGAGAUGGCAGCAGAGCGAGGCUGCCCAGAGAAGAAACACCCAGAAAGGAUCAGGGACACGGAUUCAGACGCUUCUGCGACUGGGGAGGAGACUUGACUGUCUUUGGACUGACUUCUGAAUACUCAAGUUACUCAAGGAAGAAGCUGGGAGGAGGAGAAUGAACAAACAGAAAGAGCCAGUAAUGUCUGCCAUGAAGGAGAAGUUGACUUUCAGUGAUGUGGCCAUAGAGUUCUCUCAGGAAGAGUGGGAAUGCCUGGACCCUGCACAGAGGGCUUUGCACAGGGAUGUCAUGUUGGAGAACUACAGCAACCUGGUCUCCCUCGGAGUCACACUUCCUAAUCUGAAUAUUAUGUCUAUGUUGAAAGAAGAGAAAGGGUCCUGGAUUGUGGAGAGUAAGGCAGUAAUAACCAGAAAACCAAAUGGACAAGAAUAUCUGAGAGCUGUGAGGACAGUCAACUCUCUUGAACAUAUAAUUAAAGACUUACCACCAAAAGAGAGCGGCAAUUCAGGGGGAAUAGACCAGACAGUGGUGUCAGAAAGAUAUAAAAGCAGUGGCACUGAAGUCUGUUGUUUCAGAGAACUCCAGAAGAAUGUACAGGAUUUUGAGUUUCAAAAAAAAGAUAGUGAAAGGAGUUAUAAAUUCACCCAUAGAAGACAUCAAGAUUGUAGAAAGAAUACAGGAAAAUGCCUUAGGAAUCUACUUGAAAUGCAGCCAUUUCCAUCUACAGAGAAUAUUGAUGAUGAUGAACUUAAGUCUAUCACCAGUGGCUUUUCAAUUUCAUCAUCUGAACAAAUUUCGUCUAUUGGUGUCAAAGCUCACAUUGUUCAUGAAUAUGAAUAUGAUGUUUAUUGUUCACUACUUAUGAAAAGACGCAAAGCACAUAAGGAAAAACCUUAUCAAUGUAAUGAGUGUGGCAAGGUCUUCAGUUAUACUUCUUCUCUGGCACAUCAUCGACAAAUUCAUACCAGAGAGAAACAUUACAAAUGUGUCGAAUGUGGUAAGGCUUUUUUUCGACGUUCUUACCUUUUGGUACAUGAGAGGCAUCACACUGGAGCAAAACCUUACAAAUGUAAUGAAUGUGGCAAGGUGUUCACACAGAAUUCACACCUUACAAGUCAUCGGAGAAUUCAUACUGGUGAGAAACCAUACAAGUGUAAUGAAUGUGGCAAAGCUUUUAGUGUUCGUUCAAACCUAACUAAUCAUCAGGUAAUUCAUACUGGUGAAAAACCUUAUAAAUGUAAUGAGUGUGGCAAGGUCUUCAGUCAGACUUCAAGCCUUGCAAUUCAUCGGAGAACUCACACUGGAGAGAAACCUUACAGGUGCAAUGAGUGUGGAAAAGCCUUUAGUUCACAUUCAAACCUAAAUACCCAUCAGAUAAUCCAUACUGGAGAAAAACCCUACAAAUGUUCGGAGUGUGGCAAGGUCUUUACUCAGAAUUCACACCUUGCAAAUCAUUGGCGAAUACAUACUGGAGAAAAACCUUACAAGUGUAAUGAGUGUGGAAAGGCCUUUAGUGUGUAUUCUAGCCUCACUACCCAUCAAGCAAUCCAUAGUGGAGAAAAACCUUACAAGUGUGAUGAGUGUGGCAAGGUUUUCACGCAAAAUUCACAUCUUGCAAGUCAUCGUGGAGUCCACAGUGGGGAGAAACCUUACAAAUGUGAAGAAUGUGGUAAAGUCUUCAGUCAGACUUCAAACCUCUCAAGGCAUUGGAGGGUUCAUACUGGGGAGAAACCUUACAAAUGCAAUGAAUGUGGCAAAGCUUUUAGUGUGCGUUCAAGCCUAACUUCCCAUCAGGUAAUCCAUACUGGAGAAAAACCUUACAAAUGUAAUGAAUGUGGCAAGGUCUUUAGUCAGACUUCAAGCCUUGCAAUUCAUCAGAGAAUUCACACUGGAGAGAAACCUUACAGGUGCAAUGAGUGUGGGAAAGCCUUUAAUUCACAUUCAAACCUAAAUACCCAUCAGGUAAUCCAUACUGGACAAAAACCCUAUAAAUGUCUAGAAUGUGGCAAGGUCUUUACUCAAAAUUCACACCUGGCAAAUCAUCGUAGAACCCACACAGGAGAGAAACCUUACAAGUGUAAUGAGUGUGGCAAAGCCUUCAGUGUGUACUCAAGUCUGACUACUCAUCAGGCAAUCCAUACUGGAGAAAAACCUUACAAGUGCAAUGAAUGUGGUAAAGUCUUCACUCAAAAUUCACACUUAGCAAGUCACCGUAGGACUCAUACUGGAGAAAAACCUUACAAAUGUGAUAAGUGUGGUAAAGCCUUUAGUGUGCGUUCAAGCUUGACUACCCAUCAGGCAAUCCAUACUGGAGAAAAACCUUAUACAUGUAGUGUGUGUGGCAAAGUUUUUAGUCGAAGUUCCAACCUUGCGAGUCAUCAGAGACUUCAUAUUGGACAGAAACAUAAGUGACUGUAGCAAGGCCUCCAGCCCCAAUUCACUUGCACAAUAUCCAGGAAUUCAGUCUUAAGAAAAUAUUAAUUUAAAUGAUAGAACAACAUUCAUCAAGAAUUAAAGUACAUCACUGGUUAUGGUGGUAUGCAUGCAAACCACACACUUAUCAGACAGUUGUGGGAUUUACCAGAGGAAUAAGUCUUCAUCUUCCAUAGCUAAUCUUUGAUGUUGCAGCCUACAAAAUAAUUGUUAAUUGCAGAACAAUUAAAAGUCAGAAUAGGCUAAAACUAUACACACACACACACACACACACACAUAUAUAUAUGUUGCAAGACUACAUUGAUAUACUUGGUUGCCUUCAAGAUAAUAAAUUAGUCAUUGUUUUGUAUUUCCUUGCAAAGUCUUCCUUAUUAUUUAUGAUUGUCAGUCUCAACUUUGUGAUGGUACAAUUCUUGCCCCAGGGUCUUUUUCUUGCACCCUCUGGGAAAAACAAGAUGGAAAAUCACAUUAGUAUGAAAGGAACAUGUCUAUAAUUUCUGAGAAUGGCUCCACCUUUUGAAUUAACUAUUGCUUAACUUAUUGUUUUAAUUUGUUUUAGUUGUGAUUAACCCUAUGACCAAAGCCAACUUGGGGAGUAAAGUGUUUAUUUCAUCUUAUGGAUUAUAGUUAAUUAAGAUAAGCCAGAGCAGAGGCUAGGGUAAGAACGUGGAGACAGGAACUAAGGUAGACAAUAGAGAAGGUAUGCCUGCUGGUUCACUUUUCAUGGCUUAACUACCCUUACCGCCCAGUACCACGUAGCAAGGGGUAGUAGUGCCCAAAUUGGACUAGGCCCUCCCAGAAAAUGUUUGUCAGAUAUGCUCAGAGUCCAGCCUGAUGGAGGCAAUUUCUUAAGAAUCCCUCUUUCCAGACAAUUCCUGGGUGUCAGGUUGACAAGAUCUAAACAGAACAUUUAUCAUCUGAAAGGCAUGGGAUAUUGUAAAACUGCAACACAAAGUUUUCAACUUCAUUGUGUAAUUUGGGGGGUUAUCUGUGUGGCAACAGCAAUUAAGUGGGAAAGAAAUUAGAAUAUUGAACUUUUUAUGAAAUGAGAACAAUAUUCUCAUAGGGAUGGAUUGUCUGGUCAUAGGGAUGGGUUGUCUGGUAAAAUACUUCUAAGGCAUAGUUAGCAUCUACGUUGACUGGCAAGAGCUUUUGUAUAGCAAAGUAUAAUUUUUCUUACUGUUUAAUUUGAAGAAUGAAACAUUUAGCCCAAGGAGUCGAAGUGUAGGAGCUGGCCAAAGAAGUUGUGGAGAAGCACUUGUCUACUAUAUGUGAGGCCCUCAGCAGCACCAAAAGUAGAAAUACACUAAAGUUUUCUUGAGGAUAUCAUUUAACUACUCUUGUUAAGCUUUGCCACUAUUUUAUUCAAAAUAUAUCCUUGAUCUAAUUUUUAGUUAAACACAUCCUGUGAAUGUGUUUUUAAUUCUUCUGUAUAGACUUUUUCUGUAUCAAUACAAUGCUCAUCCAUGGAAAUGAGAAAACGAAGUAAAACUACUCAGGUUGAGGUUUCUAUACUUUGUCUGAAAUCAGAGGCUAUAAAGUUUUAGGGCCCUAUAAUCAUUUUUCAUUGAAUUUAUUCUGUCUAUGCCCAAAGGAUACUUGUGUAGGUAUAAUGGAUAUCAAGAAGAUACAUUGUGUAGACUACCAAAGCAAAGAUGACAUGUUUUUGUAUAUACCUCUUGACUCUUUAUAGCUGUGCAGUACUUCUGACUUUUCAUUGAUUGAUACGAAUUAUGCAGUCUUCAUUCUGGUUGACUUUCCACAUCAAUAAAAUUUGAAAAACAACAGUA